Messenger RNA from Emys orbicularis (European pond turtle), 810 nucleotides. It is a transcript of the gene CATSPERQ, whose product is annotated as transmembrane protein 249. The transcript has 6 exons. The record is from RefSeq and is a predicted model, not a curated record. Lineage: Eukaryota; Metazoa; Chordata; Testudines; Emydidae. The coding region runs from base 1 to 810 and encodes 269 amino acids.
AUGGCCUGCGAGAGCUCACACCUGCCUGCUCGGGUGACAGGUGUGAAAGGCAGGACCCUGCACAUCGCAUCCCUCGCAAGUUCUUUCCCGUCCAAACCUCUUGCCGUGACCACGGCAGCCAGCCAGCCCCUGUCGGUGUGGGCGGACGCCCACCUCUCGGGAGCAGCCAUGCUGCGAGGCGCCUUCGUGCUUUGGAACCUCACCUUCUUCAAUGUGGAGAGGAGCCUGGCACGCAGGCUGCAGCAGAACACGCAUUACCCCUUCCAGGUGCAGCAGCCCAAUGUGUUUGUCAUGGAGUAUUACAAGGACACGCUGUGGAAGGGGGCCCUGAUCUUCCUGCUCUGUGUCCUGGGCGGGGUCUUCUACUUGAAGAGUGAGAACUACUUGAAGAGUGAGAAGGUCUCCCAGGAUUACUCCGGCUUCUUCGUCUACGGGAUCCUGGUCGGCUUCUGGCUCCUCCUCAGCUCCAUGCACAAGCGGCACCUGGUCAUCAACCACGCCCGGGGCUGCUACCAGAUCUACAUCAAGAGGCGGCUGUGGGAGGAGGGGCCCCUGCACCAGAUCUACGUCCGGCUGAUGGCCCAGACAGACGCCUACGGGAAACGCUUCUACAGCCUCAUCAUCAACGGCCACGGGCUGGAGGUGCUGGCCCUGGCCAGCCUGUCGGACAACUACGAGCACAUGGAGUUCCUGGGCAGGCGGAUCGCGCGCAAGCUGAAACUCAACUACUUCGACUACCUGGAUGUGUCCACGCGCCACGUGAUCCGCCACCGGCCCCCGCUGGAGCAGGACGAGGAGCUGCAGGUGUGA